Molecule: messenger RNA, 4060 nt
Organism: Asterias rubens (European starfish)
Lineage: Eukaryota; Metazoa; Echinodermata; Asteroidea; Forcipulatida; Asteriidae
Product: E3 ubiquitin-protein ligase TRIM36-like
Exons: 10
Coding region: 178-2520 (780 amino acids)
Molecular function (GO): zinc ion binding; protein binding
Source: RefSeq, a predicted model, not a curated record
CAACGUCUAGUACCGGACUCUAUAUGCAGCAGCUGUGUUGACAGCAACUCUAUCAGUAAAACAUACUCAGUCGCGGUCUGAACCUGUCAAAACUAUAUGAACCGAUAUUCUGUCUGAGUUUCUCGUAUGUGUCACGAUCCUAUUUGACUUGAAGAAAGGUAUCAAUUUACAGUAACCAUGGAGACAUCUAGCCUAGAACGUGAACUCAUCUGUCCAAUUUGCCAGGACUACUUCACAACGCCAUUGUCGUUGCCAUGUCAACAUAAUGUCUGCCACAGAUGCGCUAAAGAGCAGGUGCUCUCCCUAGCAACCACCGUUGGCAGACAAGAGCAUAGUUCAUCUGAGAGCCUUGCAACCAGUCCAACGAACUCUGUGGCGUCCCUUCCGGUAACACCAUCUCGACCCCUGUCUCGGAGCAAUUCACGUUCCUCCUUCCGGAGGAGGUCGACGAUCAGUGGAGCGCCCUCUGGGGCUGGCACACCUGGUCGAACGCCCUCGAGGCAGACGGAAUCGCCUGUGAAUAGCCCACGAGGUACUACGUCAUCGAAGGGAAAGUCAUGUGUCCAUGCUUCCAAAUUCUUUUGCCCAACAUGCCGAGAAAACGUGGAGCUGGGUGAGAAGGGUUUGAAUGGACUUUACCGAAACUUUGCUUUGGAGGUCAUCGUUGACAGGUUCAAGCUAGCCGCCAAGAAGGCAGCAAGUAUCCCGUGUGGACUAUGUAAGGUUAAACCUCCUCUAGAUGCAACCAAAAGCUGUCUGGAUUGCAAAGUUAGCUACUGCAACGAAUGUUAUAAGAACUUCCAUGUGUGGGGAACUUCAAGGGCCCAACAUGAACAUAUUGGACCGACACAUAACUUCAGACCAAAGACGAUUACCUGCACUGAGCAUCCAACCGAGAGGGUGACGAUGUAUUGUGAUGGCUGUCAGAAACCAGUCUGCCACCGGUGUAAAUUCAGCGGCACUCACGCCAAACACAAAAUGUCCAUCAUUGAGAGAAAAUACACCCUUGUUAAGGAGAAACUAGAGAGUUAUCUCGCCGCAAUCAGAGGGAAGCGGGAGGCAAUAAGGAACAGCGUAGACGCCCUCAACGGCCUGAGUGGCAAAAUAGAGGAAAAUGGCGGCAUUGCACGGGACCAGCUCGCCACUUCACUGGCCACUCUACAGGCCACCUUGGCAGACCGUAGGUCAAACCUCUCACAGGCCACUGAAGCAGAAAUAGGUCGUAGAGUAGAGGCAGUCCAAACACAGCUCAAGAGCUAUCAAGACAUCUUGAAGGGAUGUAGCGUGGUGGAUCUAGCACAGGAAAUGUUGAAAGAGACAGAUAAGGCUUGCUUUGUGCAGGCUGCUAGGCCAAUACUUGGACGACUGAUCGAAACUGUAAAGGUCAUAAAAGAGGCGGAACUUAGUCCUGUCCACGCCUACCAUGAUUUCAACAACUUCACUAUCGACAAUGAGGGUGCAUUUUACGCCCUUACGAAUCUCAGCUUUCAUAAAGCACCUGAUGCUCCAAGCCUAUCCACUAAGAGAUGUCAAUCAUACAACCAUGUGACCAUCGAGUGGGACCCGCCCACUGGGAACUCCAAAGCCGAUACAUAUCGAUUAGAGUACCGUAAAUUGAUUCGAAACGACGGCGGGACCAAGCCGCCCACUCCGACCACUCUGUCCAGGGAAAACACGUUCAGUAGCCGGAGCGACUCGGGCUCGGACGAUUUGUGGACGUCAGUUGAGGACAUAAAACAAUGCAGAUUUGUCCUUACUGACCUCGAGCCAGAGAGUAGAUAUAAGGUCAGAGUUCGUGGCGAGAAUCUGGCUGGAAAGGGAGAGUACAGCAAGAGCGUAGUAAUCAGAACAGUUCCUGCCCCAGUUUUAUCUUUUAAAUGGACAUCAUGUCAACCCAACGGAACUCAUGGACCCUCCAUCAGUAAAGAUGGUUCCAGAGUCACUGUUCGUCCCAACCAUCUCUUCUCGCCCUUCAGCAGUCCAAUCCCCUCCUCUCCCAUCACACUUUCUCCUGCCUUCUGUCUCGGCGACCGGAAGCUCACAAAUGGACGUCACUACUGGGAGGUCAUUGUCGACCAAUCACCAUGCGCUGUUCAAAUCGGCGUCAUUAGUGAGAGACGAUCACGCAGACUCGGUGACUCCAUCAGUAGUCACACAGAUGGUGACAGCGGCCAUGAUAGUUGCGAGGAGCUAGAAACCGACCGGGGUUCGCGAACCGAUCCCACGGUGUUGAUUAACUAUUACGGAGGGAAGGUUUUCCUCCCAGGUGAAUCAACAAAGAGCAGUAAAAAGGCAGGGAUCAACGGUAAUAAGCACAGUGUUCACACGCUGACGUCAAGCGCAGUCGGAGUUUGUGUCGAAGCUGACAAGGGACGCGUGUCUUUUUUCGACGGGGAAAAUAAGGAGAGUUUCCACUGCGUAAAUGUAAAAUUAGAGGGCGCUGUUUAUCCAGGCAUAGUCGUUGUCGGUCCUGGUAUCGUUAAAUUACGGCAGUUAGAGGAAAAUGAAUUUAUGGUGUGAGUUACCAGUAGAAAAAUAGAAAGAUAAGAAUAAGAACUGAACCGUGAGAACGAAUCUGCUCUUGUGGUUAAAACCUUGCCAAGUUUAGGUUGCCAAAUAGCUUCAGAAAAUGCCAGCGUCAUACAAGUUAAUGGAAAACUAUAAAGACGGAAUAGGGGCCUAAGUAGUGCAGGCAAGCUAAAAUUUAUCAGCAUUAAAAAUCAUUUACUUAAUACGAUAUAGGGCUGAGUAUGAUUGUCGCUUUUUGAUAUAGGCGAACAAAUCCAAAGUGCCUAUUUUACGCUUCAAUUCAACACUGACUUCGAUAUGCAUAAAUAGACAAAGUUAACGUUAGGGUAAGACUUUGACAUAUACAAACAAUUCGCACAUUAUUUAUUUUAACUAUUUUUACUAUGUGUAUGAUAUACAGCGGACAUGUGACUUGUGAGGGGGGCUAAAGUGUUGUCUACAUUUUAACUUUUAAGUUUUUAAGCUAUUUUCUCCGUGACUAACAUUUAAAAUGUAACUCCACUAUACACGUAGAUGAUAUUGAUAAAAAAGGAUUAAACUACGCUACAUGACAGAUGGACUUGAAAUUUGGAUUCAGCCAAAUUUGUAAGAUUUAAUGCGACAACAAAAAGUUCUUAUUUACUUGGAAUCUCUAUUCUCUUAUUUCGGUUUUAUAUUUGCGGUUUGCACUGAAUUAUGGCAACUCCAGAAGCAUGCUAAAACUAAUUGCUUGUAAACUAUAAAGUCACUGAUCUAUUCUGUCUGGAGUAAAAAUUAUGUAGUUAUUUGUUUUUUUGGUUCAAAUGUUUUGCUGUGUGCUUCCCACCGGACUUUGUGCAGUGUUUUUAACUAGUUUUAUCAAACUUCACUGUUGUAUUCAAUUAUUUUUAAAGGUUAGUUGAUUUUGGGCAAUUAACAGCCUCUGUGGCAAUUUUGUAUAUCAAUUGUUGUUUUUGACGCAGAAUGAUUUUACUAAAACCAGCGAUGUUGUUUGCAUCACUGCAUCACAUUUUCUGCUCAGCAGAGUUCUGUUUGUUAAGUUGGUAAACAAUUUAUACAAAACACCAAACACUGAACAAAUGUAACGGUUCAGCAAGUUAAGUCUCUUAAAAAUAUAAAUACGCAUGCAAAAGAAGAAAAUGCGAAAGGCGUAAUUUUAAUUUGUGUGGCUGACUAAGUGGCUCAUAUCCACGUACUAGUACUGGUUGGCUCUUUGGUUGGCACUUCUGCACACUUCUGCACACGUAAAGUCACACGUAAAGUGCACACGUAAAGUCACACGUAUACUACUUUUCUCUGCAUAUUUAGCAUUUUGGUCCAGGAUGAUGCGAGAUGGCGAAUAGUCGGUCUUAUCUGUCGCUGACGUUUCGAUAUCAAUUUAAAUUGUAUACUGUGCACUUUUAAUAGUUACAGAAUAAUGAUUAAUAAUUUGUAAACAUUCAAGAUCUAUGAUAUUACGCCCCCCCCCCCUUUUUUACAAAGCAUCCAGCAGCUCGAUCUUGUUUCGGCAAAAGGAAAAAAGUAAUAAGGCCUGUUAAAAAUUAAUGGCUAG